This is a messenger RNA of Morus notabilis, 2892 nucleotides long. RefSeq names its product inactive leucine-rich repeat receptor-like serine/threonine-protein kinase At1g60630. The record is from RefSeq and is a predicted model, not a curated record. NCBI's taxonomy places the organism in Eukaryota, Viridiplantae, Streptophyta, Magnoliopsida, Rosales, Moraceae. Gene Ontology annotation, biological process: protein phosphorylation. The transcript is spliced from 3 exons. Gene Ontology annotation, molecular function: protein binding; ATP binding; protein kinase activity. Bases 527 to 2545 code for a protein of 672 amino acids.
AUUUGUUCUCCCAUUUCAUGAUCAGAAUUCAGAGCUCCCCCACCCACUCCUCUCUCUCUCUCUCUCUCUCUUGCAUUAUUUUUCAGCAGAAUUAUACAGAGUACAGGUCACUGAUGGGAAGCACGGUUGUACUCUGUUUCACCUUUGAUUAAUUUUGCAUCGCUGGAUCGAUUAAUAUUGUGCAGUUUGAAAAGGAAUAUUUAUAGAGAGAAAUUCAUGGAGAGCAGAGAAGAGUGGGUUGUUUUUAUUUCUUCUCUGCAAGUUCAGUGAUAGUUCACGUGAAGCUUACGCAGUAAUGUCCGUGAGUUUUGCGGGCAACGAGUCCGAGAAACAAUGCCCAAACCCCAUGAUUCUCCGUAGCUUUUUUCAAUGAAGCUCCGAUCUGUUUCACCUCAUUAUUUAAUGCUAUACGACCUCUUGGCUUUCUCUUCACUUCUCCAUAGCCAAAAAUGAAGCGCCGAAAACUGGUUCGAAAAUUUUGUUCGCGGUUUUUUGAUGAAGAUUGAUCUGAUCUAGUUUGAUUACAAUGGUGAAAAUGUACUAUUCUGGUUUGUUGUUCUGGUUAUUGGUGAUCUUGUCUGUGGCUUGUCGUCUUCCUCUGGUUCGAUCAGGCGAUGCGGAGGCACUUCUGAGGCUGAAAUCGACGAUUGAUCCGAGAAACUCUCUGCCAUGGCGAGAGAGGGAUCGAAUUCGAGUCUGCGAGUGGAAAGGAGUGAAGGAAUGCAUGUACGGGAGAGUGACGAAGCUGGUUUUGGAGUAUCAGAACUUGACGGGGGUUUUGGAGGAGAAGAUCUUGGCCGAUUUGGACCAACUCCGAGUUCUCAGCUUCAAAGGGAACUCCAUUUCAGGCCAAAUCCCUAACGUCUCGGGACUCGUCAAUCUCAAAUCGCUCUUCCUCAACGACAAUGAUUUCAGUGGUGUAUUUCCCGAUUCCGUGUCGGAGCUCCACCGGUUGAAGGUCGUCAUUCUGGCCGACAACCGAAUCUCCGGCCAGAUUCCGCCGUCGCUGCUGAAGCUCCGGCGACUCUACGUCCUCGAUUUGCACAACAAUCUGUUGACAGGUCCGAUUCCUUCGCUGAACCAAACGAGUCUCCGAUUCUUCAAUGUCUCGAACAACCGGCUCUCCGGCGAGAUUCCGGUGACUCCUCCUCUGGUCCGAUUCAACUCCUCGUCGUUCGCCGGAAACCUUGGCCUAUGCGGCGAACAGGUUCUGAAUCCAUGCAACAGUAUCGCGAUUCCACCAUCGCUGAGUCCAAUCUCUCCUGUAAUACCUUCCUCGAGAAAGUCCUCGAAUCGGACCAGACUGGUGAAGAUAAUCGCCGGAACCCUCGGCGGUGCGGCGGUUCUGCUAAUCUGCGUGAUUCUGCUGUGGAUGGUCUGCCGGAGCCGGCGGCGACAGUCCUCCGGCGAGGCGAAGAGCAAAGGAAUUCAUCACGCAGAGGGAGUGGCGGCGGAAAGAACCGGAGGGGGAGACGAGGGCGGAACCGGAGGGAACAACGAUGGCAGGAGAGGUAAUAACGGCGGAAAACAGGGUGGGUUUUCUUGGGAGGGUGAGGGUAUAGGGAGUUUGGUGUUCUGCGGAGCAGGGGAUCAGCAGAUGAAUUACAGCUUAGAGGAUUUACUAAAAGCGUCAGCUGAGACACUGGGGAGGGGUAGUAUUGGAAGUACAUAUAAGGCUGUCAUGGAGAGCGGGUUUAUAGUAACGGUGAAACGAUUGAAGGACGCCAAAUACCCAGGAAUAGAUGAGUUUGGGAGACAGAUGGACGCUCUUGGUAGGUUGAGACAUCCAAAUCUGGUCCCACUCAGGGCAUAUUUCCAGGCUAAGGAGGAACGCCUGCUCGUAUACGAUUAUUUCCCCAACGGCAGUCUCUUCUCUCUUAUUCAUGGUUCAAGAACUUCAGGAGGUGGAAAACCUCUCCACUGGACAUCCUGUCUUAAAAUAGCUGAAGAUUUAGCGAGUGGUUUGCUCUAUAUCCACCAGAACUCUGGCUUAACUCAUGGAAACCUGAAAUCCUCUAAUGUAUUGUUAGGUUCAGAUUUUGAGUCCUGCCUAACAGAUUAUGGUCUCACUUCAUUUCGAGAUCCCGAUUCACUUGAAGAACCUAGUGCAACUUCUCUCUUCUACAGAGCACCCGAAUGCCGCGACAUCAGAAAACCAGCCACUCAACCAGCAGAUGUGUACAGCUUCGGCGUUCUUCUCCUGGAGCUCCUAACUGGCAAAACUCCCUUCCAAGAUCUUGUUCAGGAACAUGGUUCGGAUAUUCCAAGGUGGGUUCGAUCAGUUCGCGAAGAAGAGACUGAAUCCGGUGAUGAUCCUGCCUCGAGCAAUGAGACAUCGGAAGAGAAACUUCUGGCGCUCUUAAACAUUGCAAUGGCUUGUGUCUCACUUGUACCCGAGAACCGGCCAUCUAUGAGAGAGGUUCUAAAGAUGAUCAGAGAUACAAGGGCAGAGGCUCAAAUGUCAUCCAACAGCAGUGACCAUUCUCCAGGGAGAUGGUCAGAUACAGUUCAAAGCUUGCCUAGAGAAGAGCAUUUGAGCAUAUGAGUGGUGGUCGGUAGACAAGGCGGCCGGCUUUUAAUUUAUGUUUUCUGAUUUAUUUUUGAGUUUUCACAUUGAAGCUUGAUUCUUCUUUUAGGCAUUUGUAGAGCUCACCUGUAUAAAGGUUUUCAAGAUUCAUUGUUUUUCUUGUUUUUAGCUAGUUUUUUAGUUUUUAGAAGCGGAGGUUGGAUUGCAUUAAAUUAGUCUACCUGGUGGAAUGGAACUUUAUUUGAGCACAGGUUUCAUAUAAAUGGUGGUGGAAGGUAGGCACCUCCUAGUUGCAGUAGAUUCAUUGGUCCGAUUAUGAUGAUAUAAGCCUGGUUUUAAAACCUCUCUAUUGAAUUGUUUCCUAU